GACUUUCAGGAAGGCACGAGAGACCUGAGAACCAUCAGCAUCUCAGGUCGGGACGAUGAGAACUCAAAUUCACCCGACCGUGGAAUCUCCAGAUUUAUCGGCGAAGGAAACUUUCUCUUCUGAGCGGACCUCAAUCUGAUUGUCAGAUGAUUGAUGUGCUGGAAGGAUGGACUAGGACUUUAUAUACGAGUCGCCGCGCGCGCAGGAGCAAUUGAAAGAUCCGAAAGAUACGUCUCACCAUUAUGACUGAACCGAAGUUCAGAGUCGGAAUCAUCGGUGCUGGGAUUGGAGGGUUGCUGCUCGCCCUUUCCUUGGCGAACUCUUGCGACAAUAUUGCGGUAGACGUCUACGAGUCUACCGCAGUGCUCAACGAGAUCGGCGCUGGAAUCGGCAUAUCGCAAAGAGUCUGGGAGAUUUUGAGACAUAUCGGUUUGGAAGAUGAAUUUCUUUCCAUAUCAUACGCGAAGAACCACGCCGAUACAGCUCCCCUAACGCUGACCUUCAGAAGGUCUGACCAACCAGAGGGGUUCUUUUUCCUCGAGACCAGCAUCCAAUUUGCGACCUAUCACAGGGCACAUUUCCAAGCCUUGCUCUGCAAGCACCUCCCGAAGUCGUGUCAAAUUAAAUUUUCCAAGCGCCUGGAGAAUUAUAUAGAGAGCGACUCCGGAGAGAUAUGCCUGCAAUUCGUGGACGGAUCGACGGCCACAUGCGACGUCCUUGCCGGCUGCGAUGGCAUCAAGUCCACAGUUCGUAGGGUUCUGUAUCAGUCGCUUGCUGAUAAGGCCAUUCAAGAUGGUAACAACGCGAAAGCCGCCGAUCUACUAGCCCAAGCGAAGCCGGUCUGGUCUGGAAGGGUCGUUUAUCGAAGUCUAUUGUCCCGGGACGUACUUGAACAUGCGUGUCCUGGACACCCACAUUUGACGAGGCCAUAUUUGCGGACGGGAAGAGACAAACAUCUGAUCACGUUUCCGAUCUCUCAUGGUCAAAAGCUUAACGUCAGCAUAUACGUUUUUGAUGCAGAGAAGGAAAAUACCCAAUAUGAUAGCGCUGCCUGGAUGCGCAAAUGCUCCAAGGACGAAUUCAUCGCGUCUUUCUCCAACUUCGAGCCUCAAGUGACGGGAUUGUUAAAUUGUCUUGACGACGUCUCGGCGUGGGCGAUCCAUACAUUGCCAUUGUUGCCCACUUAUGUAGGCGACCGAAUUGUACUUCUUGGUGAUGCGGCACACGCAAUGGCCCCCUUCCAAGGUGCAGGAGCUGGACUAGCAAUGGAGGAUGGCUUCAUUCUUGCCUCAAUUCUUGCCCACACUCACGUAACGCGCGACACUCUUCCCAGGGCCUUGCAGAUCUACGAUAGCAUACGCCGUCCAAUUACACAGUGGGUCGUCCAGCAUUCGCGAGCGACGGGUGAUUUCUACGACCUCAGAGCUGCGGGUUUCGACACGCUCUCUGACACGAAAGGCGCGCUUUCUGAAGGCCAGCUGGCGAAGAUAUCCAAGAGCCUGGAUGGCAUGUUCGAAUGGCAUCUGAAUACCAGUGUGAUGCCCGACCGAGACAGGGCCCUUGAGUUGCUGGAUGCUAUGGAAUAGACCAUGUAUCAUCUCACCGCGC
Messenger RNA from Laetiporus sulphureus 93-53, 1608 nucleotides. Its product is annotated as FAD/NAD-P-binding domain-containing protein. The coding region runs from base 243 to 1586 and encodes 447 amino acids. Gene Ontology annotation, molecular function: FAD binding. The transcript is spliced from 10 exons. The record is from RefSeq and is a predicted model, not a curated record. Gene Ontology annotation, biological process: secondary metabolite biosynthetic process. NCBI's taxonomy places the organism in Eukaryota, Fungi, Basidiomycota, Agaricomycetes, Polyporales, Laetiporaceae.